UCUUGAUUCAAUAUUAUCCCAUUUUCACGAGCAAAACCCAUCAAAUUUCACUAGAAUCGGUCAAUUUCGGCCUUGAUCUCGCAUCGAACGACUAAAAAUUUAAUUCGUUCUCUUCCAUUUACGGUGGUUCGAAGGUUCUCUCACUUGGCUAUACUUAAUCGAAUCGAACUGUUGUUUUAUUGAUUUGGGGUUUGCUGUUGGCGUGGAUCUUGCGCAGUGAGCAAUGGCUAUGAUCGACGAGCCUCUGUAUCCGAUCGCGGUUCUGAUAGACGAGCUCAAGAACGAGGACAUUCAGCUGCGGCUGAACUCGAUCCGUCGUCUCUCGACCAUCGCUCGCGCCCUCGGGGAGGAGAGGACUCGGAAGGAGUUGAUCCCUUUUCUCAGCGAGAACAAUGACGACGAUGACGAAGUGCUGCUGGCAAUGGCCGAGGAAUUGGGGGUUUUCAUUCCGUACGUGGGAGGGGUUGAGCAUGCGAACGUGCUGCUUUCGCCUUUGGAGACUUUGUGCACCGUUGAGGAGACCUGCGUAAGGGACAAAGCGGUGGAGUCGUUGUGUAGGAUUGGGGCUCAGAUGAGGGAGCAGGACUUGGUCGAGUCGUUUAUUCCCAUGGUGAAGAGGCUGGCUGCUGGUGAAUGGUUUACUGCACGUGUUUCCUCGUGUGGGUUGUUUCAUAUUGCUUAUCCUAGUGCCCCAGAGGCAUUAAAGGCUGAACUACGAAUGAUAUAUAGUCAACUGUGUCAAGAUGACAUGCCCAUGGUGAGAAGGGCUGCUGCAACAAACCUAGGAAAAUUUGCUGCUACUGUGGAAGCUGCCCACAUGAAGACAGACAUCAUGUCAAUGUUUGAGGAUCUGACACAAGAUGAUCAAGAUUCUGUUCGAUUAUUGGCUGUUGAGGGUUGUGCUGCUCUGGGUAAGCUGUUGGAACCCCAAGACUGUGUGGCACAUAUUUUGCCCGUGAUAGUUAAUUUCUCUCAGGAUAAAUCUUGGCGUGUUCGUUAUAUGGUUGCAAAUCAAUUGUAUGAGUUAUGUGAAGCAGUGGGUCCAGAAUCUACCAGAGCUGACUUGGUUCCUGCAUAUGUUCGACUUCUUCGGGACAAUGAGGCUGAAGUACGUAUAGCUGCUGCAGGAAAAGUAACCAAGUUUUGUCGAAUUUUGAACCCAGAGCUUGCCAUUCAGCAUAUUCUUCCUUGUGUGAAGGAACUAUCAUCGGAUUCAUCCCAGCAUGUACGUUCUGCUUUGGCAUCGGUUAUUAUGGGAAUGGCACCAGUACUAGGAAAGGAUGCAACAAUAGAGCAACUUUUGCCAAUCUUCCUCUCUCUUCUCAAAGAUGAGUUCCCUGAUGUCCGACUGAAUAUUAUCAGCAAGCUUGAUCAAGUGAAUCAGGUCAUUGGAAUUGAUCUGCUAUCCCAGUCCCUGCUGCCAGCAAUUGUUGAACUUGCAGAGGAUAGACACUGGAGAGUUCGGCUUGCAAUAAUAGAAUACAUACCAUUAUUAGCAAGUCAGCUGGGUGUAGGAUUUUUUGAUGAUAAGCUAGGUGCACUCUGCAUGCAGUGGUUAAAAGAUAAGGUAUACUCCAUCCGAGAUGCAGCUGCUAAUAAUGUUAAGCGCCUGGCAGAAGAAUUUGGUCCUGAAUGGGCAAUGCAGCACAUAAUUCCUCAGGUUCUUGACAUGAUUAACAACCCACAUUAUCUAUAUCGGAUGACCAUACUACACGCAAUCUCUCUCCUUGCUCCUGUGAUGGGCCCAGAAAUUACAUGCUCCAAACUUCUACCUGUGGUCAUCAAUGCAUCAAAAGACAGGGUACCUAAUAUCAAGUUCAAUGUGGCCAAGGUCUUGCAGUCACUGAUUCCUAUUGUCGACCAAUCUGUGGUGGAGAAGACAAUCCGGCCCUGCUUGGUUGAGCUCAGUGAAGACCCAGAUGUCGAUGUCAGAUUUUUUGCCGGCCAAGCACUACAGGCAACUGAUCAGGUCAUGAUGACCAGCUAGAUUGAUCUUGUUAGUAGGGUUUUAGUUUUCCCUGAGAUUGGAAGUUGACUCGAGCAUGUAAUCUCGUAUAUGUUGUUGCCCUAGUGUUUUUUUUUUUUUUUUUGGAAUCAGAAUUACCGGCCUCAAGAUGACAUUAAGUCCCUAUUGUUUUUAACAUAUUAUUUUGCUUUUC
This is a messenger RNA of Diospyros lotus (date-plum), 2159 nucleotides long. RefSeq names its product serine/threonine-protein phosphatase 2A 65 kDa regulatory subunit A beta isoform. Gene Ontology annotation, biological process: protein dephosphorylation. Gene Ontology annotation, cellular component: cytoplasm; protein phosphatase type 2A complex. NCBI's taxonomy places the organism in Eukaryota, Viridiplantae, Streptophyta, Magnoliopsida, Ericales, Ebenaceae. Gene Ontology annotation, molecular function: protein phosphatase regulator activity; protein binding. The transcript is spliced from 12 exons. Bases 224 to 1987 code for a protein of 587 amino acids. The record is from RefSeq and is a predicted model, not a curated record.